Messenger RNA from Babesia bovis T2Bo, 1029 nucleotides. Its product is annotated as putative Acidic leucine-rich nuclear phosphoprotein 32-related protein. The coding region runs from base 172 to 960 and encodes 262 amino acids. The transcript has a single exon. Gene Ontology annotation, cellular component: nucleus. The record is from RefSeq and is a predicted model, not a curated record. Gene Ontology annotation, molecular function: histone binding. NCBI's taxonomy places the organism in Eukaryota, Apicomplexa, Aconoidasida, Piroplasmida, Babesiidae.
GACAAAAACCUGCACACCGACACAAAGUUUCUAGAAGGACGCCUUCUAAUCAUCAAACCGUAGAGAAAGACGCUGACACACCACGGCAUUUAUAACGACUGUGUGUUUCUACUUUGAAGAAAUUAGACACGAUCAACGCGUUAAAAGGGGCCGUAUUGAUUAUUUGGCAAGAUGGAUGCUGCUAUCAAGAACCAACUGAAGGCCCUUAGGGAAGAACUCAAUCUGGAGGAAGGUGACGAAUCUGUCUACACCCACGUGAAGGAACUCAUAUUAGAUGGUACCACUAUCAAGACCCUGAGCCCAAGCGACGCAGAUCUCUUGGCUAAAUGCAAGAAUCUGGUAAAGCUCUCCCUUAAUGGUACGGGUCUCACCUCACUUACUGACUUCCCGGAAAUGCGCUCCCUGAAGGUUCUGGAAAUGACUGACAACUACCUUGCUGAUACCGUUAUUUUCUCCAUUAUACCAACGCUGUUCCCUAACCUCAGUAUGCUACACCUAGGAGGAAAUCAUCUCAAAAAACUAGACGACAUCCAUUUACUCAGUAACAUGAAACACCUAGUUGCCCUGGGAUUAGCUAUGAACCCGUUGGCUGCAUUGGAAAACUAUAGAGAAAAGGUGUUCGCGGCGCUGCCAAAGCUUCAAAGCUUGGACAACGUGGAUUGCUCUGGUGUAGAACGUCAUGUGGACUCUGACGCCGAAUACUAUGAAGAAGAUGACGAAGAGGAAGAAGAUGUACUCAAAAGGUUCUACGAAGCAGAUUACAACAGCGAGGAUGAUAAAAAUGAUGAUGAAUUCGUACCGGAUGAUGCACCAGAAGAGGAUGAAGAUUUCUACGAAGAUGAUGAGGAGGAAGAAGAUGAAGAAGAGGAGCCCUCGGAAAACACUAGAACUAGCUCAAGCUCCAAACGCCCACGUGAUGAGUCGGAUGAUGAAGAGGAAGUAAAGAGAAAGGCAUUUUAAAAUACAUUUACUUACCCCGAGUGAAGGUAAUACAAUUUAGCGGGUUGAUAUAUGAAUACUGAUUCUAAU